This is a messenger RNA of Meriones unguiculatus (Mongolian gerbil), 5060 nucleotides long. RefSeq names its product triggering receptor expressed on myeloid cells like 2 (gene Treml2). Gene Ontology annotation, molecular function: signaling receptor activity. Gene Ontology annotation, biological process: T cell activation. The transcript has 5 exons. NCBI's taxonomy places the organism in Eukaryota, Metazoa, Chordata, Mammalia, Rodentia, Muridae. The record is from RefSeq and is a predicted model, not a curated record. The coding region runs from base 1102 to 1908 and encodes 268 amino acids. Gene Ontology annotation, cellular component: cell surface.
AGACUGUGGCUGUGCAGUGGCCUGAAAGCCUAGAGGAGACACAUAUAAUGGAGGGCUCCCCUGAGCCCACGAAAGAGCUGUUGGACAUCAGCAGAGUCUUUUGAUUCUUUGGGGACUGAGGGAAGGGUGGAGCCUUGGGCCAAAUGCUGGGUCAUUUCAACUGGAACUGGGUGGCUGUGGAAGAGAGAUAUGGCUGCGGGAAGGAAGUCAGAGGGACAGGGCUGUGUCUCUGGUGAAGCCCGUGGCAAGAGGGGAGGGAGGGGCUCUGAGGGCGAGGUAAUUUGAGAGGAGGUGGGGGAGGGGGAGCUUUGUGUACUUCAAGGAGUAGAAGGCUAGAGCAAGCGGCUGGGUGAGUUAGACAGCAGGAGGAGCCACAAACAGCGGUUGAGCUAGGGAUAGGAAAAGGGAGUAUGAGUGUAUGAGUGUGUGUGUGUGUGCUUUAAAAUUUGCAUAUUUUCCCCCCAUGACAAAAAUAGGAUCGCACGCACGUGAGGUGUUUUUUUUUUUUUUUUUUUUUUUUUUUUGCACCAGCGAGCAGAAGUGACUGAAGUAAGCAGGCCAGGGCUCAGAGAGGCUCAGGGUGGCUGAAGAAAUGCAUUUUUACUGGCUGUAAGGCCUUCCCUGUAGAGGAGGGCCACAGCCGGCCGGAGAGCACCUGCUCCUGAGGCCCUGAACCCAGAAGAUCCCGUCAAGUCUCUACAGAAUGUUCCAGAAGCCUUCCUCCAGUCCCCUGGCUGGACCAGCUGCUUUGGAUGAGGAGACACCCCCGGAUGGAUCAGGUUUUCCGUAGAGAAUCACAGAGUUUGUGGGGUUCCGGAGCUUUCCCUGGCCCAGGGGCCCCAAGACGGGGUGGAACAGCCACACCUGCCUGAAGUUCUGAGGAAGAGGGCGGAAACAGACAGCGCCCCCGCCCUCACUCGCUCACCCCAAGCUUGCGAUAGGCUCUGCUGGGCGCUGGGUGCCACGCAGCCUCACUUCCCAAAAUCGGCUACUGUAGUUUUUAGAACCUGACAUCCCUCCCUGGUAGGUCCAGGUAGCAUGCCCGGGGUCAGUGUGGGCCGUGACCUUAGAUUCCCCGGGUGACUGUGACAGUGCCUCUGGAUGGAGCCAUGGCCUCUCGUGUUCCUGCUGCUGCUGCUGCUGCUCCUGUGGCUACAGAGCUGUGUCUCAGGUCCCUCCAAUGAGCACCUGUACAAGAAAGUGCAGCUUCGAGAAGGGCAGUCUCUGUCUGUGCAGUGCUCUUACAAGAACCGCCGGAACCGCAUGGAGGACAAGGCUUGGUGCAAGGUGAAGAGGAAGAAGUGCGAGGUCGGCUUCAUCCGGAGCUGGGUGAAGGGGCCCAGCUACUUGAUGCGGGAUGAUGCCAAGGCCAAAGUGGUCCACAUCACCAUGGAGGCCCUCAGAGUGCAGGACUCCGGGCGAUACUGGUGUAUGCGCAACACGGCUGGGAAUCUCUACCCGUUGGUGGGCUUCCAGCUGGAGGUGUAUCCAGGGACCGCUGCACCAACCCCCGUGACACACCACCAUCUCACCGACGUCAGUGACACUGUUACAGAGCACGGGAGGAGCACGGAGUUCCAGCCAGUGACCUUGUCUCCUAGCAACUCAAGACCCUUCUCUGCUGAUCCAGGGACCACCUCCACCGGGCACCUGAUGAGCAGCCUGUCCACCACAGGGAUGUGCCACCAGCUAACCCCCAGCAGGUCCCAGGAGACUUACCUCACUGCGAUUGUGGUGCUAUUAACAUUCCUUCCAGCACCCAUGGUGUUGGUCGUGGUCUAUGGGUUUUGGAAGAAGAGACACAUGGGAACAUACAACUUGGGCAGCAGCUCUGCUAAACCUUGGUUAGACCCUCCUGAAGGAUCAGAGACACUGUGGAAGCCUGCUUGGUCUAAGAUAACUCAGUGAGCUGAGAAGCCGUUUCCAGUGGACUCAGAAGGUCAGAAGAGGACUAAAGACCAGACAAUGGCCCUGAGGCACAAGGACAGCAGAGCUGCCUUUCCUUCACCCAGGGCCACUGUGUCCUCAGCUUCCUUCUGUUCCCUUCAAACCCUGCUAUAUGUUUGGAGACAAGAGCCAGGUCCCGGGAGCCCCUUGGAUGGCCAAAGUUUUCAGAGUCCUGUUCUGCUUGAGAAGGAACAGUGACUAAGACCUGGGGCCACAGAGGGGUUGGUAGAUGACCAAGGCUGCAUGUCUUCUGAUGUUCCCUGACUGUGGCUGCUGGUCCCUUCUGUCCUGGAAGCCUACAGAUAGCACCUUUCCACUUGUUUCCUGCCUGCUGGCCCCUUCAGGUCAGUGAAGGCCAGGCUCUCCCACUGAGGGACGCAAAGGCUAAAUCUGGGCUUUCCCUCUCCAGUUCCCGCUCCCAUGCUACACUGGUGAGCUCAUGGAGGAGACUGAGGGCACAGACUAAGCCAUGGGGUGUCUGUAGUCCCAUCUGGAGGGCCCCUCCUCUAGAGAUGGGUUGGCAUGGACCAAAGAAAAGCCACUUCUGAGAGAAGACCACAUGGAACUGCUCUGCUCAAAACAGUAGAGAGAACAGCACAGGGCUGGAGAAUGGCAAACCAGAUUCUAGGCUAGAAGUUCAGACACAUGGACACACAGACAUGGACAGACACAUGCACACAGAGGAGUGGGAAGAAGGAGGAAGGGAAAGAGGAGGAGAGGGAGAAGGAAAAAGAGAAGAAGUAGAAGAAGAAAAAGAAGAAGAGAGAAAGAGGAGAUAUCUGUCUUUGGGCAGCAAAAAUCCUGCUUGGAUCCAUCCCUCCUAGUUGAGCAACAGGGCCACUUCUCCAGGCAGGAGUGGAGACAACAGAGCUCAGGGCACUGAUAGCCUACUGACUCUGCCUCAUUCCUUAUACAGAGCUCAGACUACGCCUUUAGUGUCUAGAUCAUUGGUCCAGAGUUGAGCAGGAAUAGCUAUGGGCUGAACUGUCUCCUUACUAUGGAUGCCUACUAGCUCAUGGAGCCUGGAAAGACCCCUGGGGCCAAGUGCAACAUUGACACCCUCAAGCCUCAGCCAGGGACCUCCUGAAGAAAAAACAAGCACCACAGGCAGGUGGGUGACGCAGCUGGGCCUUGAGGAGCACUCCAGGAUGGCUUUGAAGAGAAAGGAAGGGCCAGAAGUGUAAACUUGGGGAAGAGAAGGGAGCGGGCAUCUCCUCUCUGCUUCCAGAAGAGAGUGACAGGUAAGACUUGGACUCAACAACUGACAAACAAGUUCUAGAAGAAUAGACACACAGACAGAUCCACACAGACAUGCACAUCUCUGGAUAACAAGCAGUCUGUGGAGAGCCAACACCACAGUGAGGAACUAGGGUAGAUUAAGUCACAGCACCUCUAAGGUCCCUACCUCCGUUGUCCUUUCAUUGGCCCUGACAACCCUGUUUCCUGCACAGAAGAUGGAGAGGCAGUCAUAAGGCAUAAGGACCAAUGUGCCAUUGUCCCUGUGUGACCCUAACCAAGCAAUGAACCCUAUCUGGGCCUCAGUUUUCUCUCUCUUAUGAAAGGGGACAAUAAUUCCUACCUCUAAAGAUUGUCUGGGGGAUGUGAUGAAAUGACAUAAAUACUGUGCCAUCUUGCAAUCAUCUUGUGAUUACUUCCCUGGAGUUCUUUUGUGCCCUGUUGUUCAUUCAGUACUGAGGGGCAUGUCAGUGUUCUUUCUGCUGCUGGUGACUAAAAUGCUCUGCCCAGGGGCUUCAAAGAUGGCUCGAUACUUAACAUGCUUAUUGCUCCUGUGAGGACCCAGGUUCAUUUUCCGGCAUCCACAUUGGGCAGCUCGUCCUGUCACUCCAGAUCCAAGGUAUAUGAUGCCCCUCUCUGGCCUCCGCAGGCACUUCACACACAUGGUGCAUAUAAACUGUUACAGCUACACACAAAUACACACAAAACAUAUUUUUAAAAUCUUUAAAAACAACAACAAAAACCAACCACUCUGACCAAAAGCAACCUAUGGAGGAAAGGGUUUAUUUGGCCAAUGCUUCCGGGUCACAAGCCAUCUUUGAAGGAAAUCAGGACACAAACUCAAGCAGUGACUGGAGCAGAGGCCAUGGAGGAGUGCUGUCUGCUGGCUUGCUUGCUUGCUUGCUUUCAGGACCCUGCUUAGCUGGCUUUCUUAUACAGCUCAGGACCACUUGCCCAGGGGAUGGUGUCCCCCAUGGUGGACUGGACCCUUCUAUAGCAACUAACAACCAAGACAAUGCCCCAGAGACAUGUCCCCAGUCUGCUCAGGGUUAUCCUUCAACUGAGCCUGCCUUCUCUAGGCUGUGUCAAGUCGACAGUUAAAGCUGAAUGUCAACCUCCUUGAUCUUAUCUUGUCUCCUCCUCUUCUAUCCUCACCACAUGGAUGGUGUGACUGUGUGAUGGGUAGUGAGUUUCUUUGAAAAAACACAGAAAUAUUGUAAGAUUGUGCCUUCAUUUUAACCCCAGGUGUGGGGAUGUGGGGCUGCUUCGGAUUGUCCAAAGCACCUGACUAUGACUUGGCUCAUGUUCUAGCAGAGGUGUGGUUUUUCCGGCUGCAGAUAGUUUCUGCGAUUAUGUGAUGUCUGAAAUUCUGGGGACUUUUCAGAGGGUACAUAAAUACUAAGGUCCUGAGAAGAGAAGUCAUUGUUGUUGGUUGUUGGGUUUUUGUUGGUGGUUGUGGUGGUGUUUUUUUUUUCUCUUUCUUUUCCUUCCUUCCUUCCUUCCUUCCUUCCUUCCUUCCUUCCUUCCUUCCUUCCUUCUUUCCUUUCCUUCUUUCUUUCUUUCUUUCUUUCUUUCUUUCUUUCUUUCUUUCUUUCUUUUUUUGUGUCUUUUUUGAGACAUGGUUUCUCUGUGUAGCCUUGGCUGUCCUGGAUUUGCUUUAUAGACCAGGCUGUCCUUGAACUCAGAGCCAUCCACCAGCCUCUGCUUCCCAGAGUGCUGGGAUCACAGGCAUGCACCAUUUCACUUGGUGGUGGUUGUUGGUCUCAGUUUGUUAAGUAGCCGUGUGCAAAGAAGAAACAACAAGAAGAAAUUACAUAUUCUGAUGGCAAAGGUCAAACUUGCCCCAAGGGACUUGGCACCUGUAAUCAGCAGGAAAU